AGUGUAACUCCGCAUUUCGUUGCCAUCACGCUGUAAGGCAACACAUAAUAAGAUGGCGUGGAAAUUCUUUCUUCUUUGUCUGCCCUUCGCGUCUGCGGCAGUCAAGUUCCAGGAAAUGUUUUCCUGGAACGCCCUGGAUUGGAACUAUCCCGAUGAAUACUCCAGACAGCAUGCUAUAAGCGCCGGUGCUUUGAUUCCUGAGAAUGCUCUACCCGUUGGUAUUGAGAGAUGGAGAAAUAAACUCUUUGUCAGUGUACCAAGAUGGCGUCCAGGUAUACCUGCCACUUUGAAUUACAUCCCACUUGAUGCACCAUACGAUCCAUCUCCGAAACUAAACCCCUACCCAAGCUGGCAAGGCAAUGAGUUGGGUAAUUGCGACAGUGGACUCACAACUGCUUACAGGAUCAAAGCGGAUAAGUGCGAUCGACUAUGGGUAUUAGAUGUAGGCACAUAUGGAUACGAUCCCAACGUGACUAAUCUCUGCCCUUAUACUUUGAAUGUUUAUGAUUUAAAUACCGAUCAACGCAUACGUAAAUAUGUAUUCCGUCCCGAAGAUAUAGUUCCGACAACGUUCAUUGCUAAUAUUGCUAUAGAUAUGGGAGCAAGUUGCGAUGAUACUUUCGCUUACUUCUCCGACGAACUUGGAUACGGACUUAUAGCAUACUCUUGGGAACAAAAUAAAUCUUGGAGAUUCAGCCAUAGCUUCUUUAUGCCUGACCCCCUUGUAGGAGAUUUCAAUAUUGCAGGCCUUAACUUUCAGUGGUUUGCCGAAGGAAUUUUCGGUAUUACUCUUUCUCCUAUCGGGAUAGACGGAUACAGAACUCUUUAUUUUACUCCAUUAUCAAGUCAUACUGAAUUCGCUGUUUCCACCAAAAUUUUAAGAGAUGAAACUAAGGUCGAGGGUUCUUUUAAAGAUUUCAAAAUAGUUGGAGUUCGAGGACCCGACAGCCAUACAACAUCCAAAGUAAUGGAUGACUCUGGUGUACAAUUAUUCAAUCUGAUAGACCAAAAUGCUAUCGGGUGCUGGAGUAGUACAUUGCCAUUUAAACCACAGAAUAUCGGUGUUAUAGACAAAGAUGAUGUCGGCAUGGUUUUCCCCUGCGACAUUAAAAUUGAUGAUGAUAAGAACGUUUGGAUGAUCUCUGAUAGAAUGCCUGUUUUCCUCGAAGCUGAAUUAGACUACAGCGAUAUAAACUUUAGAAUCUAUACCGCACCAUUAAAUACUCUUCUAGAGGGAACUGUGUGUGAACCACAAAAACAAUUUCUACCUACAACCAAAGCCCAGAACUUGAAACAAAACUCGCAAUUAAUAACAUAUACUCCGUCACUCACUUCUGUUACAAUGCCACCUCUUCCACAAACCCAAUACACGCCCAAUGUAUUGCCACGAUUAUCCCAUGUAUCAUCAUCAUCAUAUCCGUCAUCACCUUCUUCAUCAUAUCCAUCAUCAGCAUCUUCAUCAUAUCCGACAUCGUCAUCAUCCUUUCCAUACGUAACUAAAAAUACUAUUCCGAAAUCAGAGAGCUAUGUUAAUUUACAAUUUACGAAAGAAACAUCGAUACCUUAUUAUACGAGCAGAGCUCAACCUGAAACGACACCAAGGAACAAUUAUUGGUGGUACAAAGACUACCAUAAAAACAACUACUAAUUGUUUCCAAGAAAAGCUAUUAUUGGGCUAUGAAAAAAUAAAUCUAGAAAGUACGAGUAUUAGUUUUAUACCCUCAUCGUUUAUUAAUUUUACAAUAAUAUGUGUGCAUGUUACUGAGUAAGAAUGGUGUAGACAUAUUUUAUAGUAUGAGCUAUGAAAGUUAUUAAGUACUUAAUAUGUAUGUGUAUAAUAUAAGUACUUCGUACAGUUACUUACUUUAAAUAUUUACAUUUUGCAUUGCAUGAGUCGUUUCCUAAGUUACUCUUUUGAUUCAUGUUGAUUUGUGUAAUGUAUGAUGAACGUUUAUCUUAAUGAAUAAAUAAAAAUGUUUUG
Molecule: messenger RNA, 1981 nt
Organism: Diatraea saccharalis (sugarcane borer)
Lineage: Eukaryota; Metazoa; Arthropoda; Insecta; Lepidoptera; Crambidae
Source: the annotation of a GenBank genome assembly